AUGUCCGAUAUAUCUACAUCACCACGUUUGUGGAAAGCUGUUGUACCGAUCUGUUUCAUUUGUUUGCUGUAUUUAUGUUCACUUUUUCUAUUUUUUUGUGCAACAAAUUCUUUAAUUUAUUCAACAGUUUGUCUUCUUCGAGCUAAUGCAUCAUUUUGUGCUCAAAUUGAUCAAAAUAAAUCACUUAUUGUAUUAGAAGAAUCAAUUCAAAAAGAAAGUGCUCAAUGGAAUCUCUAUGGAACAUUAUCAUUUUCAAUCAUUGCUUGUUUUAUGUCGCCGAUUUUUGGAAGUUUAUCUGAUACAAAAAAUCGAAAACUACCUAUUGUAUUAACAAUAAGUAAUGCUAUAUUAACAGGUUUAAUUAUUACCAUUGCAAGUAUUUAUCAAGGUACACAAUUAUGUUUAAUAUUAUAUUUAGUAGCAAAUGUUGUCAAUGGUUUUGGUGGUGGUGCAUUGAUACUUAUUUCGUCAUGUUUUGGUUAUGCUACUGAUUCAUGUAAAGAAAAAGGACAACAUGUUCAAACUAUUGCUUUAAUUGAAGCAUCUUUAAAUAUUGGUGUUGUUAUUGGAUAUCUUCUUUGUGCAUUCAUUUUUGAAUUGCAUAGUCGAAUAUGGCAUAUUUUACUUGUUAAUGUUAUUCUCUUAGGUGUUGCACUUUUUAUAAGUCUAGUUUUUCUCAAGACUCCUUCAAUAACAGAAUUAUCAACAAUAACUACACGCCAAAAAAUAAUUCGACCAAUUAUUGAUACACGUGAUUUAAUUGUUGAUUUAAAGAAUAAUCAUUUACUUGUAUCAUUUCUCAUACUUUUACUCUCACUUUUCUUCUACGACAUGUAUCGUAUGGGCUCUGGAUCUAUUCUUUAUUUAUUUUUACAUCGAAUGUCAUUUGAUGAUGUACAUUAUGCAGCAUAUUUUACAUUUGAACAGUUAGCUACUUGUUUAGCAUUACUAAUCUUAGCAUUAUUAAAAGGACGAUGGAAAAUUAAUGAUCUAUAUUUAGCUAGUAUUGGUUUAAUCUUGUCUUUAGUUGGACCAAUGUUAUUUGCUUUUGCAGAAAAUAAUAAAACAAUGAUCUUUGGAGCUAUACCAUCAUCAAUGUUUAGUGUCUAUUUUGCUGUAUGUUUAAGAUCGAUAGUUGCAAAUUUAGUACCUCAAAAAGAUAAAGGCAAAGCAUUUAGUUUCAUUGCUUUGAUACAAAAUCUUGAUGUUGUAGUAGGUACAAUUGCUUGUGUAGAGAUUUAUGAAGCAUCAAUUGAUUUUUUUCCUGGUCUUGUAUUUAUUUUUGCUGCUGCUACAAGAGUUAUGGCACUAAUUCUCAUUUUAAUACAAGCAUGUUGCGUUAGCCAUACACCACAAUUAUCACUAACAGUACCAGUUGAUGAAGUCGAAGAUCCACUCAUAAAUACUGAAUCUAAUGAAAAUGAUGAUGAUGAUGAUACACUAAUUCAUUCUUAA
Molecule: messenger RNA, 1455 nt
Organism: Adineta steineri
Lineage: Eukaryota; Metazoa; Rotifera; Eurotatoria; Adinetida; Adinetidae
Source: the annotation of a GenBank genome assembly